UUGUCUGGACGAGAUUGUGGUGGGUUUACGAAAUUUCGUGCUCUUAGACAGAUGGAAGGAAGAAAGAAAGAAAGGUGAAGUAGAAGAAGAAGAAUGAAAAAGAGAAGAAGAUAAGAUGAGAGUUGACAAGAAGAAAGAAAGGAACGGAAGUUAAAGUUGGCAUCAGAAAAGGACACGCCCUGUGGCUUGCGCCAUCUUUCUCUCUCUCUCUUCAAAUACCACCAAACCAAACCAAUGCCUCAUUCUCAAUUCCAAUUCUCAUUCUCUUCCCUUCUUCUCAUCUGACUCCGAUACUCAAUUCCAAAGACGCACACGCACACACCCAUGGACGACGACGCCGCCGCCGCAAACUCCCAUCUCCAGAAGCUCCAUUGCUCCGUCAAAAACUACGAUUGGGGUCUCCCAGGUAGCGCCUCCGAGGUUGCCAGGCUCCACGCGCUCAAUUCCUCCUCCCAAUUCCACGCGCAGGACCCUUACGCGGAGCUUUGGAUGGGUACUCACGAUUCAGGCCCUUCCUUCUUGGCCUCCAAAAGGGUCACCCUCAAGGCAUGGAUUUCCGACAACCCCCACGUGCUCGGCGACCAGGUUCUUCACAAAUGGGGCACUGAUCUCCCUUUCUUGUUCAAGGUGUUGUCUGUGGGGAAGGCCCUGUCAAUACAGGCUCACCCGGAUAAGGAGUUGGCCAGGACUCUGCAUAAGCUGCACCCUGAUGUUUAUAAAGAUGGGAAUCACAAACCUGAGAUGGCUCUUGCAAUCACUAACUUUGAGGCUCUUUGCGGAUUCGUCACUCUUAAGGAGCUAAAGGCUGUGCUUCAUACUAUUCCUGAAAUUGUGGAACUGGUUGGUGCUACAAAUACAAACCUUGUUUUACAAACUAACGAUCAGGAUGGUGAAGAAAAGGUGAAACCUGUUUUGCGGGCAGUGUUCACUGACCUCAUGUCUGCUAGUAAAGAUAAAGUAACUGAUGCAGUAAACAGAUUGAAAAUUCGUCUGCUUAAGGAAAGUGAGGCGAGGCAGUUGACAGAAAAAGAGCUGCUGGUGCUGCGGUUGGAAAAGCAAUACCCAGCUGAUAUUGGUGUCAUAGCAGCCUUCUUUUUCAACCAUGUAAAACUCAAUCCAGGCGAAUCUUUGUUCCUCGGUGCAAACGAACCACAUGCAUAUUUAUCUGGGGAGUGCGUUGAAUGCAUGGCAACUUCUGACAAUGUUGUGCGUGCUGGUCUUACUCCGAAAUUCAGAGAUGUCCAGACCCUUUGUUCUAUGCUCACAUACAAACAGGGUUCUCCUGAGAUCUUGCGAGGAGUUCCUGUUAAUCCAUAUGUAAAUAAAUAUACCCCACCAUUUGAGGAAUUUGAGAUUGAUCGUUGUAUACUUCCUCAAGGGGAAACAGUGGUGUUCCCAGCAGUUCCUGGUCCUUCCAUCUUUUUGGUCACAGUUGGUGAUGGAACAAUGAAAACAGGAUCAGCCAAAGGACAUGCAGUCACCGAAGGUGAUGUUCUUUUUGCAGCUGCUAACACUGAGAUUAGUGUUACUAGCGCAUCCAAGUUGCAUCUGUACAGAACAGGAGUAAAUAGCAAGUUUUUUCAAGGUUCCUAAGUUUCAACAGGGGAUCACCCAAUAUUUUUUUGUCAUAUGCUUUUGGGAGUCAAAUAAUGCAACUAUGUGUUGAUUGUAAUAGAAGCAGUUUAGUGUACAUGCAAAGUAAAAAUAAAUGACGUAAUAUAUUGAGUCUUAGAGAAGUUCAUUAUAGAGAGGUGGGUUGUCAAUUGUUAUUCGUUUGUUCAUAAUAAUGUUUCAAUAGAAGCCUUUUGGGAUGUAUUCCUAUUCAUCUUUUUAUAUCAAUAAAUUUAGUGCCUUUUCUGUCAAAAAAAA
Cajanus cajan (pigeon pea) is the source of this 1869-nucleotide messenger RNA. RefSeq names its product mannose-6-phosphate isomerase 1. Gene Ontology annotation, molecular function: mannose-6-phosphate isomerase activity; zinc ion binding. NCBI's taxonomy places the organism in Eukaryota, Viridiplantae, Streptophyta, Magnoliopsida, Fabales, Fabaceae. Gene Ontology annotation, cellular component: cytosol. Gene Ontology annotation, biological process: carbohydrate metabolic process; GDP-mannose biosynthetic process. The record is from RefSeq and is a predicted model, not a curated record.